This is a messenger RNA of Penicillium brevicompactum, 741 nucleotides long. Its product is annotated as sugar O-acetyltransferase. The record is from RefSeq and is a predicted model, not a curated record. The coding region runs from base 1 to 741 and encodes 246 amino acids. Lineage: Eukaryota; Fungi; Ascomycota; Eurotiomycetes; Eurotiales; Aspergillaceae. Gene Ontology annotation, molecular function: acetyltransferase activity. The transcript is spliced from 2 exons.
AUGUUAACCAAUAUCGACGAGAAGGAGAAUCUGGCUCGCAUGGAAAGAGGUGAGCUCUACCACGCCUUUUCUCCACAGCUGGUCGCUGCACGUAAGAGAUGCGGGCGCCUUGUUGGUGAGCUCAACCGCGCAGGGGAGCUCUCCCGGCGUGAAUUGGCUACUUACUGGAAAAAUAUCACGAACGAUUCCCGGCCUCUGCCAUCUCCAGGUGUGACGGAUGAAGAGGAAGAUGCAAUUCUUCACGAAUAUCCAUGGAUUGAACGACCCAUCAAUAUUGAUUAUGGUACAAAUAUUAAAGUCGGAAGCAAUGUCUUUAUCAACUUCAACUGUACCUUCCUCGAUACAUGUCUUGUAUCUAUUGGUGCGCGCACUCUUAUUGGCCCGAAUGUGUGUUUCUUCAGUGGCACCCACCCACUAGACCCCGAUCUUCGCGAUGGGACCAAUGGACCGGAGCUAGGCCUUCCUAUUACAGUUGGCGAGGAUUGCUGGAUUGCAGGAAAUGUCACCAUCUUGCCUGGAGUGACGAUUGGUGAUGGUUGCACCGUUGGCGCAGGAAGCGUGGUUACAAAGGUACCGAGAUCCUCUCCACUGAAUUUGGCUAUUCUCGCAGCAUGGCUUGGUAACUCAAAGACUGACACGAGUUCUGACUGUGAUCAGAAUGUCCCAGACUGCCAUGUAGUUGCAGGAAGCCCAGCCAGGAUUCUUCGCAAGAUCGAGCGUUCUGGCAAGUCGAAGCCUUGA